Messenger RNA from Brachypodium distachyon (stiff brome), 1685 nucleotides. RefSeq names its product small GTPase LIP1. The record is from RefSeq and is a predicted model, not a curated record. Gene Ontology annotation, molecular function: GTPase activity. The transcript has 7 exons. Gene Ontology annotation, cellular component: endomembrane system. Gene Ontology annotation, biological process: intracellular protein transport. The coding region runs from base 336 to 1346 and encodes 336 amino acids. Lineage: Eukaryota; Viridiplantae; Streptophyta; Magnoliopsida; Poales; Poaceae.
AUCCUGGAGUACACGUAAAGGUUAACCACCUUCCAACAAAAUCAAUGACCUGAAGUUCACAUCUCCAUCUCCAUCGCCAUCCGCAUCCCCAGGUACCGUCCAUGAGCCAAUCGAUGAAAGAGUACUGACUGCUGAGCCGCAGCCACCGACACGCGAAACUCUUCCGCAUCGAUUCCAACCCCUAGAAUGCUUCGUUGUGCCUCCCUCGGCUCAGAAUCAUCCCGUUCCCGCUGCCAGUCCGACCCAGGUGACCGAUUCGAGCCUACGUGUCUGGUGAUCUAGCCUCCAGGGCGUUUCCUCGCGGGCGGGUGACGGCGGCGGCGGCGGAGGCGACCAUGUUCUGGAAGGACAGCAGUGGCUGGAAGGACAGCAGUGGGCGGGAGCAGAACGGUGUAGGGCCGUUCGGCCAGGUGCGCGUCCUCGUCGUCGGCGACUCAGGUGUAGGGAAAUCUUCACUGGUGCAUCUUAUUUUGAAAGGUUCUUCUAUUGCUCGACCAGCCCAAACAGUAGGAUGUGCGGUUGGCAUUAAACAUGUUACUUAUGGAAGUGCAGGGGGGUCUUCUAAUAACAUCAGCAAUGAUGCUGAAAGGAACUUCUUUGUUGAGCUUUGGGAUGUCUCAGGACAUGAACGCUACAAAGCUUGUCGUUCGAUUUUCUAUACGCAAAUUAACGGUGUCAUAUUUGUCUAUGACCUCUCCCAGAGGAAGACCAAAACAAAUUUGAAUAAAUGGGCUGUUGAGGUUGCGGAAACUGGCACCUUUUCAGCUCCACUUGGAUCUGGUGGACCAGGAGGACUUCCAGUACCUUACCUUGUAAUUGCUAAUAAAGUGGAUACUGUUCCAAGAGAUGGCACGAGAGUUAGAAGCGGAAGUAUUGUUGAUGUUGCUCGUCAAUGGAUCGAAAAGCAGGGUCUUCUUCCUUGUAGUGAAGAACUUCCUCUCACAGAGAGCUUUCCUGGGAACUCUGGUCUUGUCUCGGCUGCCAAAGAAGCAAGAUACGACAAAGAAGCUGUGAUCAAGUUUUUCCGCAUGUUGAUCAGGAGAAGAUACUUUUCGAAUGAGCCUGCCACCCCAAGUCCCUGGUCUCUUACUCCAAGGGAAGAUACCGUCCUUCCUGUAGCGACUCUCAAAGAUGAUAACUUUCAAAGGAAAAGCUACAGCGGCGAGGAAUUUACAAUCAAUGGAGUAUCACCACUGCCAGCACAGUGGAACCUCACACCGCCACCAACCCUUGAUCCACAGCUGCCAGUGUCUUCUUCAGAUAACUACAGAUAUCACAGAUUCUCCUCCCCUUCGCUUGCUGAGAUGAGCAACAAUAGAACAAGCCGUGAACAUAUUGAUGUAUAAUAUAGCGUGAAAAGGUCUAAAGGCCAUUACCUGCAACCUGAGAAGCAUAUGGCAUCUGCUGCCUUGAUGUUGGUUCCCAGCUGGUAUCCGGAACCAUCUGAUUCCUUGCCUUGCAGCAUAUGGAAGGUACUAACUUGAUCUUCUUUGUUCGCUCAAUCUCUAGCUGAUUACUAAUGAGCGAUCUUUUUAUUUGUUUUCUUUCCGAUCUGUUUAUUUAAUAGUGACUUAUUGUUGUUUCCAUUAUGGAAAAAGAAAGAAAGAAACAGGGACGAGCCUAGGACAAUGUCCUGUCCGCGGCUGCCUGUAUGUUGUAGUGUAGGACCACUUUACCUGAGUGCA